This is a messenger RNA of Glossina fuscipes, 1821 nucleotides long. It is a transcript of the gene Wwox, whose product is annotated as WW domain-containing oxidoreductase. The coding region runs from base 489 to 1769 and encodes 426 amino acids. Gene Ontology annotation, molecular function: protein binding. The record is from RefSeq and is a predicted model, not a curated record. The transcript has 7 exons. Lineage: Eukaryota; Metazoa; Arthropoda; Insecta; Diptera; Glossinidae.
UAUUGUUGAUUCAAAGUUUGUAUUCAGAAAAAAUAAAGUUUUGAAUCAUACAAUGCAAGAAUAAUAUUUGAAAAAUUAUGUUUCUUAAUAAAGUUAAUUUGCCUUUGUUGGUUUUUGUCUUCCUGGCGAUUACGCCUGAAAUGCCUGAAAAUUUCUAUACGCUCAUUUGCAUUGUUUUCAAUGCAGUCAACUUAAAUUUCAAAGCCUAGCCGAACGCAGUACAGUGUUGCAAUAAACAAAAUCAGCAUUGCCACAUCGAAAAAACGUUCAUUCGCACGGAUUGUUUACAAAUUUGUUCUAAUACGACGACUUUUGCUUUUCCAAAAUUCUAUGGAAAAGCUGAGGAAGUAUUUGUUGUUAAUAAGGAUAUCAUACGUUUGAAAAAGAAAAUAGUUUAUAUAUAGAAAAGUUUCUUACUCUUACAGUGUUAAAUAAAGUGUAAGGUGUGCAUAGAUCAUUAAAAAACAAAUUUCCUGAAGAAAAUAAAUAUGAAUUACUUGCCAGAUUCAGAUAGCGAAGAUGAAAUGCCGCCCGGCUGGACAGAGCAAGUAACAGAAGAAGGCAUUGUCUUGUAUCGCAACAAUCAAACGGGCUGCACACAGUGGACGCAUCCACGCACGGGGCGGACGAAAAGAAUUUCCGGCGAUUUACCAAUUGGUUGGCGGAUGUCCUAUGAUGAAAAAUCUGAAUGCAAUGUAUUUUUUAAUACGGAAACAAAGCAAACCACUCUCGUCGAUCCGAGGCUUGCUUUUGCUGUGGAAGAACCACCUCGCACUAUAUCGCAAGUGCGACAACGAUUUGAUGGUAGUUCCACUGCUUUGCAAGUACUGCAUGGCAAAAAUUUACAUGGACAUGUGGCCGUAAUUACUGGCGCUAAUUCUGGUAUAGGAUACGAAACAGCUCGAUCUUUAGCAUUUCAUGGCUGUGAAGUGAUAUUUGCUUGUCGUAAUAAAUACUCAACUGAUCAGGCAAUUGAACGAAUUGCCAAGGAAAGGCCGGCAACACGGAAUCGCUUGCGUUUUGCUCAAUUGGAUUUGGCCUCCUUCAAAUCUGUUUACCUUUUUGUAGAGGACAUUAAAAGCAAAGUGAAACACCUUGAUUAUUUAAUACUCAAUGCUGGUGUAUUUGCUUUGCCUUACACUCUAACGGAAGAUAAUAUAGAAACUACAUUUCAAGUUUCGCAUUUAUCUCACUUUUAUAUCACAUUAGAAUUGGAACCAUUAUUUGACCAUAAGACACGCGUUGUGGUAUUGUCUUCAGAAUCCCAUAGGUUUGCCAGUUUACCAACUGAUAAUCUGACUGUUCAGCAUUUAUCGCCACCUCCAAAGAAAUAUUGGAGCAUGAUGGCCUAUAAUAAUGUCAAGCUCUGCAAUGUCUUAUUUACAUUGGAGUUGGCAAAGAGAUGGAAGCAUCGUGGCAUUUGUGUCUUCUCUGUACAUCCCGGUAAUAUGGUUUCAACGCAACUGCAACGCAACUGGUGGUUUUAUCGUUUGCUGUUUGCCAUCGUACGGCCUUUCACUAAAUCUUUGCAACAAGCGGCUGCAACGACUAUUUACUGUGCCACUGCCAAUGAGCUGACCGGCCUUACGGGUUUGUACUUUAAUAAUUGUUAUAUAUGCGAAUCGAGUAAGAUAUCUCAGAAUGAGAAACUACAGCAGCAAUUAUGGGAAAUCAGCCAAGAAAUGGUGCAAUUGUUACUGGCAAAAGAGAAGCAGCAGCAAGCAGCCGAUGAUAACGAAAUAAAUACAACUACAAAUUUUGUUUAUUAAAUUGUUAUUAAUAUAUAUAUAUAUAUAUAUACAUAUAUUAUGCUGUUUAUUU